AUGCCCUCAGCGCUUAGACCAAUUGCAGCAAGGAAUUAUUUAGCCGCAAGGCACAGAAUACAGAAGGCCGUGACCGCGGUGACGUCAGAGGCUGACUCAGACGCACUCUCGCAUUGGCCCAGAUUCGCCGCCGCAGUACCCCAUUUACAUCACAGUAGCCCUCUAGAUCGUGAGGGCAUGUUAUCCAUUCGGUUACCGAACCACUUUCGGCUGCUCAGGGUGAUCAUUGCAGCUACUGAAUCAUCCUUGGGAAUUACAUCCGGCUUUGCACUGCUUAGCGAAGUUUUUAUUUUACCUUGCUCUCAAAGAUUGAGGCGUGUUAGCAGCCUCCGGUUCCGGUAUGAGUCAGCUGUUACGAACGGAUAUAUCUUCCGGAAGCUGGUCGAGUUCAGAUCCGUUUUCCACAAGGAUCAAGAAAAGCCUGAGGCAGGUUUAUGUCUUAACUUCGUGGCAUGCUGGACAUUCCGAAAUGACUCCGUGACGAAAAGUGACCAAUAUGAAAGGACGCCAGGUAAUCGGGAGUUGCACUUUCGGUCUAGAUUAGAAAGGCAGCGGAAGUUGAGCAAACUGAACCACGGUACUGCAUGGUCAGUACUACGUCACGCUUUGACCCCUUGCAAAUCGGACUUGGUCGAGUCACACCUAUUAGGUUUUGUGGUUAUCUGGAGAUAA
Molecule: messenger RNA, 672 nt
Organism: Nezara viridula (southern green stink bug)
Lineage: Eukaryota; Metazoa; Arthropoda; Insecta; Hemiptera; Pentatomidae
Source: the annotation of a GenBank genome assembly